This is a messenger RNA of Parnassius mnemosyne (clouded apollo), 4174 nucleotides long. Lineage: Eukaryota; Metazoa; Arthropoda; Insecta; Lepidoptera; Papilionidae. The record is from the annotation of a GenBank genome assembly.
UACAGGUUACCUCUCCUUUGGGUACAUCUGAGCACUGUCUUUUGAAAUCUGUAUCGUCAUAUUCUCCACCUCAUUACCCAAAGUGUAUGACGAAUAUGGUGGUAUAAGUCAGUUAAUUGGGAUGAGAUGCGACACUUUCUUGCAUUCUGUCCUUGGCCGGGAGGUCCGUCUCUAUUCUGCGGAUACUUCGAGCUGCGCGGAUGCGAUAACCGAUAUGUUGCAUCAAGUUAUGGAGAUUUUAUCCCUUUUCUGACGCUCCCACCGGUAGUACAGCUCGCCCAUGAUUUAAAGCUGAAUGCGCCUAAGCUGAAAAGGAUAUCUAUUCUGGGUUGACACUAGAGACCGCAAAGCUCCGGAUAUCAGCGCCAAGAAGAGAGCUUUGAUAUUUUCAACCAAAAAAAGCGUUACGGAAAGCCACUAUCGAUCGCAUUAAAACAUAUAUAUUGGCGCAAAACUCUGCCAGACAAUCCGGCAUUAGAACAUUUGGUCUCUUACCAAUACUAGCGCAUACGGCUAAAGAGAAAGCGGACUUUUUCGCGUCUCUUUUUGCCUGCAAUUCGCGUCUGUACACUGGCAACAACGUUACACCUGAAUUACCUCACUCGCGAUCUCUUGCGGUGUCUAGACGUGAAUAUAGCUAGUGGACCAGAUGAUAUACCAGCUAUAGUUCUAAAGGCUUGUGCACCUGAGUUGUCUCCUGUGCUGCCUGACACGCUUGUUCCGCCUGUCAUUUAGGACUACAAUAGUGCCAAAAUCCUGGAAGUUGGCCACAACGUGUAGUCUGUUAGAAAAAAAAAGGCAGCCACGCCGAUCUUGCCACUUAUCGGCCAAUCUAAAUUACCUCCAUACUCUACAAGUUUAUGGAGCGUCUAUUGAACGCUCCCUUAAUGGCAUACCUAGAACAGAAUAACCUUCUCAGUGACCGCAAGUAUGGGUUUCGCCGAAAUCGGUCAUAUGGGGACCUUCUAGCGUAUGCUAUGCACGUAUGAAGAGAGGCACUUGAGAACAGUCUUCCCCACUUGCUGUUUCUCUUGAUUUCUCGAAGUCGAAGACCUUUGACAGAGAUUGGCACGCUAGUUAUUUUGGUAAGCUUCCAGCGUACGGCUUAUCCUCUAGCCUGAUUGACUGGGUAAAGGACUACCUAAGGAGUGAACGGUCUCUCCGGGUCGUGGUCGAUGACUGCUCAUCCGAUCCUGUGGCGACUAACGCCGGUAUUCCUCAGGGGUCCGUUCUAUGGGUAUACAGAUGAUAGCACAGUUGUGGAGAGUUACCAACCAAGUGCUAAGAGGCUUAUUGGUGACCUGAAUCUGGUUUAAAACCAAUCUUACCAGCCUCGAAUACAAGCGCAAAGUAGCUUUCGGUUUUCUACAGGAUCAUUUCGGAGAGUCCUUCCCGUCCCCUUUCCCUUCCACCAUCGGACAACCAGACGUUCAGCCAGUCUCCACCCUUUCGUUGUUGACUUACCACGCGUUCGAACGAAACAAUUUGCUAUAUCGUUCAUCAUGCGUACAGCAAAGGAGUGGAAUAAGUUGCCAGCAUCUCUCUUUCCAUCCGAUUACAAUGUGAAUGUCUUCCAAGACAAGAGUGAAUAGGCUUUUGUUAAGUCAGUUCACUUUACCAUCUUAGGCUACAGCACCAUUUACCAUCCGGAUUAUAGUGCUGGCUAAAAUAGUAAAAAAAAUAUAUAAUGGUAGUAGCAAGAAUGGGUGGGCUCGACCGGGGAAGAACUACGCUCCCACAGAAUACUAGCGUGAAGUAGAUAGGAGCUUAAUGUUGUCGUUAUUCAUAUGGUGAGUGCAGAGAAUCGGAGCUUCACCGGAGGAGACCGUUUUUACUGGAAACGUGGUAUUCCAUCUUAGUCCUCGGGAGUGGUAAGGCAUCUGCAUUUUAAACACGGUCGCACAGAUUUUGUUCCCGGUGUCUGUUCUAAUACGUACUAAAUUAUCAUCAUCAUCAUCAUUACAGCCUUUCAUAAGUCCACUGCUGAACAUAGGCCUCCCCCAAGGAAUGCCACAAAGCACGGUCCUGCAUCCAUCGACUUCCUGCAUGCCUUACCAGGUCGUCACUCCAUCUCGUGGGGGGUCGCCCUACACUUCGCCUACCGGUACGAGGCUGCCACUCGAGAACCUUUCUUCCCCAUCGGUUGUCGGUUCUUCGAGCUAUAUGGCCGGCCCACUGCCACUUCAGCUUACUAAUCUGUUGGGCUAUGUCGGUUACACUAGUUCUACUGCGGAUAUUCUUAUUUCUAAGUUUAUCACGCAGAGAAACUCCGAGCAUAGCCCUCUCCAUAGCUCGCUGAGCGACCUUGAGCUUCCUCAUACGGCCAGCUGUGAAGGACCACGUCUCAGUUCCGUAAGUCAUCACUGGCAACACGCACUGGUUGUACAAUUUCGUUUUAAGGUUUUGAGGUAUGUCUGACGAGAAAAUGUGUCGUAGCUUCCCGAACGCUGCCCAGCCGAGUUGAAUCCGUCGAUUGACCUCUCGGUCGAAGUUGGACUUACCUAGUCGGACUAUUUGUCCCAGGUAAACAUACUCGUCAACAACUUCGAGCUUAGUGUUCCCAACAACUACCGGCAUAGGUGUGACAUGGACAUUAAACAUGAUCUUUGUUUUGUCCAUGUCCAUCUUAAGACUAAAUACUAAAUUAUGGUAAAUGAUAAUUUCUUAUUACUUGAUACUGGCAAGUCCAACCGUACAAGUCUAUUACUAAAGAACAAAAUAAGGAACGUAUAUUUUUUAAUCCUUCCUUUUCAGCAGCCCGUAUACUCUCGAGCCUUUCUGAUGGUGAUCGUACGGGCGUGAGCCUUUCUGAUGCUGGGGCCACAGUAACGAGAAACAUCAAUGCCCAUAAACGCACCAAUUAUUGCCUUAAUUUUAAUGCGAUAAAGUGAGUGGCCACACUUGGAACGGUCAACGUCAUUUCAAUUUCAAUGCCGUUGAAAGGCGCGGCGUUAAUGUUCCUUGAAUAUAUUUUAUUACAUAAAAAUUCUUAUUAUAUGAACAUAUUUUAUCAUAUUAUAUUUUUUUAUAUUUAUUUAAAUGGUUUCUAUAUUAUUAGGCUUUCCUUCUUGUUUUUAAUUUCUUCGAUAGUCGUUUUAAAAGGUAAUAAUUGCAUUAUUCAUCGCCAAGCAUCAUUUUUCGAUGUACAAUUCUUAAAACUUUUGAGUCUUGAAUCCCACAAACAUAGAUAUGUUUGCAGAAUCUCUAACGUAAGAUUUUUUUCAUUAUUCCACUCCAUAGCCAUACGUGCGAUCCCGUUGCGCUCACCGUGCACAAUGAGACAAACGUAGUGUGGCCGCUUCAACGCGUUAACCUCUUUGAUGUACCGCCACUCGAGUUAUCGCCCAACGGCAAACAGCAUUAACAAUGCCGUUGUAAAAUUAUCGCGUUAAGUGAUGGCCACACCUACAUUCAACGCCAGUAGCCCAGGCAUUAAAGUACGUACGUACGCUUUCACGGUUGCGGUAUCGGACGUGUCGUCCCUAUAACUCUGUUAUGUGAUCUAGUUAUCGUUUAUUAUAUUUAUUUUUUAUAGAAUAAGAAUGAUAAACGAACACAAUCUACCUGAUGGUAAGUGGGUAUUGUGAUCCAUAGACAUCAGUAUCUAUCCUCGGUUAAGAAUCAAAAUGCAGAUGCUUUGUCACCCUGAAAACUACGACAUUGCAGACUUAAUUUAAUGUAAUAAUCGUAGUAUAUUUGACAUUUUAGUAUAAAUCAAAGUGCUUUAUGGUUUUAAAUAUCAAAUUGUUAAAGAAAUUACACAUUAACAUGAUGCGUAUGCUAUGCAACAAGUGUCACCGUAAUAUGCUAUUGUUUAAGAUUUUAUUUGAAAUUAUUUCAGGUGUGUAGAGCCGUUGAGGCUGGGUUCUUGGCCCAAAACCGACCUGGCACAGUUCCUAUGCGCGUACGAGCAGUGCGCCCUGCAGAUGGAUGUAUUGAGGGAGGCGGAUCUAAAGAGCGUGUGGGAGCGCUACAUGCGAGUGGUGAGCCAGUGCCUGCUCACCAUGUACCACCCGUAGAUACGUUUUGUACCUUUUGUAUAAAUAUGUUUACCUUUCUUAGUAAUUUAUUCUGAAUAUGUGAGAAUUAAACUUGAGAAAUUGCGUGAAAAAUAAUAGUUAAAUAGUUGCUGUGAACUUUAACAUUGUUUUUGAUAAAAUAAACAUCACUUAUG